Physcomitrium patens is the source of this 1992-nucleotide messenger RNA. RefSeq lists its product as uncharacterized. Lineage: Eukaryota; Viridiplantae; Streptophyta; Bryopsida; Funariales; Funariaceae. The record is from RefSeq and is a predicted model, not a curated record.
UAAAGAUCAUGGUAUCAGUAAUAGCUAGAGCAAUUUUUGACUCGUGGCAGUGUGCUAACUUCAGCCGCAGGCGUCGUGAGAGUUCCUCGAGGAUGGAGUGAGGAGGGCAGGGCUUAACAAAGGUCGAGAUUCAGAGUUGCAGAGGAAUUGAAAGGUGAAUUCGGAGAUGUCGACCUCCCCGUCGCCACCCGCUAGGGCACGCGCCACCAGCGAUACCCACCGUGGGCACGGCAAACGAGAUUCUUCCACUUUGGUUUCGAGGCGCAGGCGACGUGAUUCUAGCAGUAAGCACCGUGAUCACUACCACGAGCGAAGCAAACGCCUCACUUCUAGCUCUGAUUCUGCUUCGUCGUCUACCUCCUCGUCGUCCUCGUCCGAUGAAGGGAGCAGCGACUCGGGUAGCUCCCAGAGCAGUAGCAGCAGCGAUGGGCAUCGCCGGAAACGUUCUCGCUCCCGCAAGCGCAAGCAUCAUUCUCAGCAUAGGGAUGUGGAGAGCUCUAGCGACUCUGACUCGGAUGGCCCAGAACGGUCCAGGAAACACCGGCGGAGAGAUUCUUCGAAAAAGGUGAAGGAUGUGAAGCGGAAAGAGAGCUCGAAGCAUAAAACCAAAAAGCACAGACGAAAAGAGAAGUCGAAUAGAAAAGAUGGUUCUGGACCUGUUCAGCUCUCGAAGUUUCUUGGACGAGAUAAGGAUAAUGGUGUUCGCAGGAGUGUAGUCUCUGGCAAAAAGUGUGUGGGUAUGGCAGAUUCAAAUGAAGGUGGAGAAGACCAAAGAGGACAAAGUGGCCGAGACGAAUCGCAUGGAGUAUCUGAAAUUUCUGAACUCCAGUUACGACUGAACCAUCAUGCAUUUAUUUCAGGGUUUGAGGGCGUUGAGCCCGAGUUUACGUAUGCGUGGAGAUGCUUACUAAUAGCACGCAACUGUGUUGCGACUAGGUUUUGUUUCCUGUCUCUAGACUCUCAUCCUAUGUUUGUCGUAAGGUUCCUAUUUCAAACCAAAACAAUGUCGCUUUGGGCUAAUCUUCUGAGAGCCCCUAUCCUCACCUCGCUGGUACUGGGCGUCAUUUAUCGUCUUCAUCUAUAUAUAUAUGUAGCGAAGUCACUCUUGAAUUUAACGAGUUUUACAGCAGUUUGGCUUACUGCUUUCUUGACUGGCCAAAUGUGGCGUUGUGUUGGAAAAAUAAUGUGUACCUGUUUUCUCACAAAUAGUAUUGUCAGGUUGCCGAUUCUCAUAGGAAGUUGGCAGUUAUCAUGCACGUCCUUCUUGAGAAUACGAAUACGUUCCACCAUCUUUUGCGAUUGUGUUGAAAUGAAGGUGAAGUAGACAGUAAGUCUUGUGGCUGCAGUGGUACAUUUGUGUACAUGGUUCUUCUUGUUCACCAAUUAACUCUGGUAUCAGUUGCAUCUCCAGCUCACACGACCUACUGACAUUUCGUAUAGUUAAACUGAUGCAAGCCAUGGUCCAACCACGACCUACUGACAUUUGUAAUGAAAAUUGUUUAGGAUCUACUGAUUUGUACUCGAGUACUCGCAUACCAGAGCAUUAUCAACAGCCCGAAGGCAAUCGUUGGUAUUCAAGAGAAGCAGAAUCACACGAGGAAGUCGCCUCAGCAACUCCGCUACUUCACGCAAUGAAGCUGCGGCGUAAUCCUGAAUCUCGUCCACAUCCUCCUGCUCAAUCGAAAAUUGGAGGUGAUCGUGGGAUUUGUCUACCACUUUUCGCCAAGGACGCAUCGUCAUAACUGAUGCAAACAAUGUGUAAUCUUCUCCGGCUCCCAGUUUCAGGCUGUAAGACUCGAUCCCAUCCACGUUGGCGAAAACUAAAGACUGCAAAGAUCAUACCACAUCACGCGUAAAAGCAAACCAAGUGUGGUUUUUUUUUAUUUUUAAAAAGGACUUUUAAUUGUUGUGUCCAUUGAUCCCAAUCUCAAAUUUCAGACGAAGUGGCAGGAGAUGACCUUCCAUAAACCUGCAUAAUUGGCACGAAGCUCA